Guillardia theta CCMP2712 is the source of this 755-nucleotide messenger RNA. RefSeq lists its product as hypothetical. NCBI's taxonomy places the organism in Eukaryota, Cryptophyceae, Pyrenomonadales, Geminigeraceae. Bases 79 to 735 code for a protein of 218 amino acids. The record is from RefSeq and is a predicted model, not a curated record. The transcript has 6 exons.
AGGGAAGUAUGUUUAGUUUUCUCCCUUGACGGCUGCAACUAUGUUUUCAUCGUGGACCCUCUGGAAUGUAUGUAAGUGAUGGAGAUCGACGCAGAGCCAUCUUUAGACAAGGUACGGAUUGAGACCAUCGACCAUAGCGAAACGUCUAUGAGCAUCGCCGAUGAUGAAGACAUGGAAGAAAGAGUGAGACGUUGUGCGGAUCGGAUCAAUAUUUUCUUGAAGACCAGGGAAGUCGAAGAGGCAGAGAAGGACAAGAUCAAAGAAGUUCUUCGAACGCACCAGGAAGUGAACGACGCCUGCCUUGCUUUCCUUUGUCACGAGAACGAAAUGAUGCGGAGAGAGCUGGAAGCAGCGCGUGAAAAGAUUGUGCGUCUACCCGAUCAUGGCCAUGACUGCAAGGAAGGAUAUCAGACCCCAUUGAAGUGGCAAGAGCUCAAGCAUAUUCACAUUGGGGAGAAAUGGAUGAAACUGCCGAUCGAUUCUGCAGGACUCUCUGACGCAACAUUGAAGGCAAAACAAGCACUCCAGCAAGCUGAGCUUGAGUUAUUGAAAUCUGCUGAGAGACUAUCAAAGUACAAGGAGCCUUGGACUCCCCCAGUGCAUUGCAAGUAUUUCACAACUUCAAGAAAGGCGAAUAUGAAUGAUCACGUCGCUGCCGAAAAAGACAAAGAAGAAGUAAAAGAAUCGUUCAGGAAAUGUUCUGAGUUGCUACUUGAUAGCGAGUAUAUUGCCUAAUUUAACAUUUAAUUCAAUGG